CGGUAAAAAAGCUUGGUUUAUGUUUUCUUUCUUUUUCCUUUUUAUCUUUGACACACGGGAACAAAAGAAGCAUCUUUUGGAUUUGUGCUCCGACGAAACAACGAGGAGUGGUCAUUGUUGUUGUUGCAUCAGCAGCAGCCCAUGGCCAGCAGCAGGCUGUCUUCAUCCUCAAAUCACUUCUUUUCCUCUUCGCCUCUCAUCUCCAGCUCUAAUCUCUCUUGAAAUCAUCCUCCCCAUCUCUCUCUCUUUCUCUCGAAGCAGCUGCUUCAUCCAUCUCUUUCUCGCUCUCUAUCUUCCUCUCGACCGCUGUUGCUGCUACGGCUGCUGCAUUGCUACUAGGCAUCCAGUGCGGUGUUGGAGCAGCAGCAGCGGCGACGGAGGAAUCGUGGUGUUUCAGCAGCAGCAGCCGCCAAUCCGGAUCCGAGAGGGUGGUGGUGAUGAACCAAGCAGAUCUCCAACGUCGUGGUGGCGGCUGCAAGAACAAGAGGCAGGGCUCGUCACCGGGUAAAUGCGGUAGCGGCAGCUGAAUAUAAUAGCGGUGCGGAAUUCUACACACAACCACACACAGAUGCGCUAUAUAUGCUGCUUCCAGUCCGAGGGAGGAGUAAGCGCUCCUAACUAGCUUCGCCACGGGCCGCGCGGCCACAACAACGCUCGCUCUUUCUCUCUCGAGCAGUGUUCAUGCUCCUGGGUG
Molecule: messenger RNA, 694 nt
Organism: Selaginella moellendorffii
Lineage: Eukaryota; Viridiplantae; Streptophyta; Lycopodiopsida; Selaginellales; Selaginellaceae
Exons: 2
Coding region: 20-508 (162 amino acids)
Source: RefSeq, a predicted model, not a curated record